AUGUCUGUCUGGCUUGUUAAGCGGACAAGGGAUCCUCUUGAGACCCUUGAAAGAAUGUUAACUAAGACGACCCUUGUUACUCAAAGAGUGGGUCACGAGCAUAUUAUGGACAUUGGAGACAAGAUUGUAGAUGCAACACGAGUUGAUGACCAAGGAGAAAAAGAUAAAGUCACACAAGGCGCUAUAGAAGCAUGUGAGGCUAGAGCGACGAGAGAACUUAGGGCCGCCCUAAAACGGCUCAGGCAUGAGAAGGACGAGGAGAGACAAAGGGCAUUAGAUAAACAACAAUGGUAUUUUGACAGACUGGUAGCAAGAAUUUCACAUCAACGAGAUCAAGCCGAGGCAGAGAGGAUGAGAGAGUUUAGAAAGAAAAUACAGGAGGAGAAGGAGGAAGCUUUAAGGCAACAGCAAGAGGAUCACGAGAAAAUGAAACAGAAAGCUGUCCAGCAAGCUUGUGAUGUGCUGCGGACACAGCUAAGAAAUGAGUUUGCUGUAGAAAAACAAAGAGCUGUAGCGGACGCAUUAAGAAAAGCAAACGAGAGUUUCAAACAGAAAGAGCUGGACAUCAUUGAGCGAACAAGACAAGAAUGUGAGGAGAAAGCAAACAAAGACGCCGAGCGAGUUAAGAAAUACGAAAAAGAACUUUCCCAUAAGGAACAAGUGGAGAGAGAUUUCAGGGCUCUCCAAGAUGACUACAGAAAGUUUAUGGACCACACAGAUGGCAUUUUCCACUCAGAUUACCUCAUGCAUUUGCGCUAUUUGGGAAUGAGAUUGGCAAACAAGGAGAUUUCUGCAGUAACUUAUGAAGACAUUGAGCCUCUGCCUAAACUUUGA
Molecule: messenger RNA, 834 nt
Organism: Candidula unifasciata
Lineage: Eukaryota; Metazoa; Mollusca; Gastropoda; Stylommatophora; Geomitridae
Source: the annotation of a GenBank genome assembly